AUGAAGACCGCUAAGCAUCCAAAUUAUGUCCUGCAUGUUUAUGGCGCUAACCACGAAUACUUCAAUACCGAAUGGCAAUACGCAAUACCCACGUGCUUUGGUGACCAAGAUCCAUUGUGGGACGUAAAUGCCACAACCUUCAAAGUUAGCGAUUUAUUUCCACAGUACCUCAAUACAUCCUUAGAUUUUACUUUACCAAAAACUAACGGAUCCGAGUCACAACGUAGAACAGCUAUAUUUGCAUUAUCAUCAUUUUUUCGUGCCUAUGUCGGUGCCGAUGCUGAUACUGCAUUUGCGAGCUUCCUCGAACCUUCUACUCCGUAA
Messenger RNA from Didymodactylos carnosus, 324 nucleotides. The record is from the annotation of a GenBank genome assembly. Lineage: Eukaryota; Metazoa; Rotifera; Eurotatoria; Philodinida; Philodinidae.